Molecule: messenger RNA, 799 nt
Organism: Lycium ferocissimum
Lineage: Eukaryota; Viridiplantae; Streptophyta; Magnoliopsida; Solanales; Solanaceae
Product: histone H3-like centromeric protein CENH3
Exons: 7
Coding region: 5-454 (149 amino acids)
Cellular component (GO): nucleosome
Molecular function (GO): DNA binding; structural constituent of chromatin; protein heterodimerization activity
Source: RefSeq, a predicted model, not a curated record
AGGCAUGGCGAGAACCAAACACCUUGCUAAACGAACUCGCACCAAACCUUCUGCUGCGGCUGCACCUGCACCUGCAGCGACUCCAUCGACUCCUGCAAGAAGAAGCCCAAGGAGUAAGCCGGCAACUUCGGUGCAGAAGUCAAAACAGAAGAAGCGUUACAGGCCAGGGACAGUGGCGCUUCGAGAGAUCAGGCACUUUCAGAAGACAUGGAAUCUUGUUAUUCCAGCGGCGCCUUUUAUCAGACUGGUUAGAGAAAUUAGUCACUUUUUUGCACCUGGAGUAACUCGCUGGCAAGCUGAGGCUUUAAUAGCUAUUCAGGAGGCUGCAGAAGAUUUUCUAGUUCAUUUGUUUGAAGAUGCAAUGCUGUGUGCUAUUCAUGCGAAACGUGUGACACUUAUGAAAAAGGAUUUUGAGCUGGCUCGACGUCUUGGAGGAAAAGGACAGCCUUGGUGAAGAUCACAUACCAUCCUACCUCAAGUAGAUAAUCCCACAGCUUCAGUUCAAAGAAUCAGCCUACACUGGAGUUUAUAAAGUUCAUUUAUCAGUACUUGUAGAUUGUUAUUUUGACCAUUACCUGUUGUAAUUGAAUGAGCUAAUUAUAGUACAUGAUCUUCAAGUUCCAAAUACUGUAGUAGCAAUUCUUAUAGCCACAGUUUGACUUAGUUGGAUGAUAUUCCAUGUGAUUAUAGUGGACCAGCUACCUAUAUGACAUUCAGAAAGUACUUUGUUUGCAGACACACAUCCUUUAGUAGGUAUUUUGUGUCGAAGGAAUGAAAAACAAUACUGGUCUUUACAGUA